AAAAAAAUUCAACACUCUUAACAAAGCUUUAGCCAUCAGCUUUAGGCCUCAAAAAAAAAAGAACAAAAAAAAAGAAAAAGAAAGAAAGAAGAAGAAUAAUAUGGGCAUAUUGAGAGAAGGCCUCAAUUGCUUCCCUGGAGGAAUAUGGAGACCGGCGCGGCGGCCGGGAUGACAAAAUCGUGCGAGAAUUGCCAUCUGGCCGCCGCGCUGGUGUUUUGCAGGAAAGACAACAUAUUCGUUUGCCUGUCCUGCGACACGUGCCUGCACGCCAGCCACGAGCGUGUGUGGAUGUGCGAGGUCUGCGAGCAGGCGGCAGCCAGCGUCACGUGCAAGGCUGACGCGGCCGCCCUCUGCGUCACGUGCGACCGCGACAUCCACUCCGCCAACCCCUUGGCAGAGCGCCACGAGCGCGUCCCGGUUGUCCCAUUCUACGACCCCGUUGAGUCCGUCGUAAAGUCAACCGCCACCACUCUCCUCUUCUCAAUCAACGGUUCGAACGAUAUCAACACGUCCACGACCACGACCACGACCGCAACCACGGGCAUAAUGGCCCCUACUUGUAUUGGACAUCAUGAGAAAGAUUACAACACUGAUCCAUGGAUUCCACCAAACACAAUAACUUCUAAACUUCCAUUGAAUACAGAAAUCAAAUCAAUGGAUUUCUUAUUUCCAGAAUCAGAAAGUUUUCUUGAUUUUGAUUAUUCUGCUUCUAUAGACACACAAUCACAACUUCAAUACAAUUCAGCAAAUGACAGUGUUGUACCAGUACAAACUACAAUAAAACCAAUACCAUUUCACCAUCAAGAAAAGCAUUUUGAGAUUGAUUUCACUCAAUCUCACAUCAAAUCUUACAACACCCCAUCACUCAGUCAAAGUGUCAUCAAAUCUUACAACACCCCAUCACUCAGUCAAAGUGUGUCAUCAUCAUCUUUAGAUGUUGGAAUUGUACCAGAUGGAAGUUCAAUUUCAGAAAUAUCAUAUCCAUUUAUCAAAAAUGUUAACAACAAUCUUGAUUUAGCAAAUUCUGCUAAUCAAGGUGAAAAAUUAAUUGGUUUAGAUAGAGAAGCAAGAGUAUUAAGGUACAGAGAAAAGAAAAAAAAUCGAAAAUUUGAGAAAACAAUUCGAUAUGCUUCAAGAAAAGCUUAUGCAGAAAAAAGGCCAAGAAUUAAAGGUCGUUUUGCUAAGAGAAUGGUUAGCACUGGUGGUGUUGACUCUGAUAUUGACAAGAUUUUUUCAGGCAAUGAUUUUAAUGUUGUGCCUGAUUCGCUAUAUGGUGUUGUUCCUUUGUUUUAACGCAUUAGUGAUAAUUAAAGUACAACAACGUACUAA
Messenger RNA from Lycium ferocissimum, 1329 nucleotides. Its product is annotated as zinc finger protein CONSTANS-LIKE 5. NCBI's taxonomy places the organism in Eukaryota, Viridiplantae, Streptophyta, Magnoliopsida, Solanales, Solanaceae. Gene Ontology annotation, cellular component: nucleus. The transcript is spliced from 2 exons. The coding region runs from base 145 to 1293 and encodes 382 amino acids. The record is from RefSeq and is a predicted model, not a curated record. Gene Ontology annotation, molecular function: protein binding; zinc ion binding. Gene Ontology annotation, biological process: regulation of photoperiodism, flowering; regulation of flower development.